This is a messenger RNA of Arvicola amphibius (Eurasian water vole), 1344 nucleotides long. It is a transcript of the gene Cfap418, whose product is annotated as cilia and flagella associated protein 418. Bases 33 to 638 code for a protein of 201 amino acids. Gene Ontology annotation, cellular component: cytosol. The transcript is spliced from 6 exons. NCBI's taxonomy places the organism in Eukaryota, Metazoa, Chordata, Mammalia, Rodentia, Cricetidae. The record is from RefSeq and is a predicted model, not a curated record.
GGAAACCACCCGCCCGCUCGCGCCCGCUCAAGAUGGCGAAGGACCUGGAUGCGCUCCUGGAUGAAGUCGAGACCAAAUUCUGCCGCCCCGACCCCCUGAGGCUGGGCCUGGGCGAGCGGCCCCCCGGCGGCGACCGGAACGGAGCCGAGGCGAAGGAGGAUCCCAGGUCAGCAGAAACAUGUCAAAAAGAAGAUGACCUUGACAGUCUUAUUAAUGAGAUAUUUGAGGAGCCAAACUAUGACAAAAAACCUUUUCAAAAAUUUAAAUCUAAAUCUUCAAGUAACACAUCUGUCAGAGCUUCCGUUCAAGGCCUCAGUAAGAGCUGCAGUCCGGUGUAUCUCAGCGGAAGCGCCAUUCCAUGUGGGGUUGGAACACACACCUCGCCGAGAGCAUGUGACCAGCUGCGUUGUAUAGCCUGUGAUUUCCGGAUAAUGAGCUACAAUGACUAUAUGUGGGACAAAUCAUGUGAUUACCUGUUCUUCAGGAACAACAUGCCGGAAUUCCACAAACUGAAAGCAAAGUUGGUCCAGAAGAAAGGAGCCCGGGCAUAUGCUUGCCAGUGUAGCUGGAGGACUAUUGAGGAGCUGACAGACCUGCAGACAGAGCACCAGCUCCGCUGGGUUUGUGGUAAACACUGAGGGCGCAGACCAUCCACCUUCUGACAACGCCAUUUCUGAGAGCACGCUCCGCUCACUGGAAGAUAAUGUCCCGGGACACCAUGACAUUACUCCUUUUGGCUCGGGAGUUUUACUUAGUAGGUUAAAAAUAUCUGAAUUUACUAGCCUAUCUCCUGUUAGAGAUUUAAAUUGUGGCGAUUUGUGCAAAUUUACAGCCUUUCCGUAGCAGCUGCAGCAGUGGCUGCUCAUGCUCUCUAGCACAUUCUCGUGUGUCAUUGCUGACAAGCACCCGCUGGCCAGGGCAGAGAGGUCACUGUCGCACGUACCCACGGUUCCUGCUCUGAUCCGUACUUACCAGAGACCAUGAGUUCAACCUGAGAGACGCAGAUGGUCACUGAUGCACUGGAGGGUUGUCGAGGGUGCGGUGCGGUGCGGUGUGAACCCUCCCCACCCCCCACCCCCGUACAUGUGCCUCAUGGUCUCUCUCAGUUCAGUAUUAUGCACAAUAGUGACAGUAAUAGUAAUAGUAACGUCUCCAUUGUAGCAUAGUCCUCUCCUGUACUCAUUGAAAUAUCAAGUUAGUUUUAUAUUAAUAAAUAUCUAUUUAUAUAUAAAAGAUUUCGGUGUAUCUAAAAUGACUAAAGUCCUUCAAAUAAGUAGGACUGUUGUUGGGUUUUUCAAUUAAACUUCAUAAUUCCAUCAAAUAAACAGCAACCUUUUCAGGCAA